AUGCCUCAUACAGAGUACCAGCUGGACUCCCAACCUCUGCUGCCAUGUGAACUUGCAAGAGAAAAGGCCCUCACCGCCGGAGCCCCCUAUAUCCCGCAGUGCUCGGAGGAGGGGCUAUACAGGAAUAUACAGUGCGAUAGAAAUGGCGCCACCUGCUGGUGUGCAGACGCUGAUGGCGCAGAGGUUCCUGGCAGUAGAAGGACCGGCUCGCCAGUAACAUGUUUAUCCUUCUGUCGUCUGAAGAAGCAGCAGACCUUACUGUCCGGAUACCUGAGCGGCGGCUCCACGUCCUUCAUCCCUCGCUGCACAGAACCCGGAGACUAUGAACCCGUCCAAUGUGAUCAGCAGCAGCCGGGGGAGUGCUGGUGUGUGGACAGCGAAGGCAUGGAGAUCUAUGGGACCCGCCAGAUGGGGGCGCCACUGCAGUGUCCCCAGAGGUGCGCGGUUAGAGAUCGCCGGAUCCUGCACGAUGUCGGUGAGAAGACCCCUCAGUGCGGCGAGGAUGGCGGCUUCACCCCCGUCCAGUGUAACUGUGAUACCACCGACCGGAUGGUGCUCGAUGUUGUGACCAGUUUCAGCAGGUUUCCAAAUACCUUCAAGUCCUUUAAAUCUCUUAGAGAAUCAUUUCCAGAGGUGUCUGGAUAUUGCUACUGUGCUGACGUAGGACGGGAACUUGAGGGCACAGGUCUGGAGAUGCUGCUGGAUGAAAUCUAUGAUACCGUAUUUUCAGGACUUCCCCCUUCACGGUCAUUCCCAGAAACGGCGCCAUCUAUCAUAGCUGCAAGACGAUUUCUGGGAGUUCAGCUAAUCACCUCAGGCAGAUUCAGAUGUCCUAGAGCUUGUGAAGUUCAGCGCUUUACAUCUGCACGUAUGGGGGAUUUAUACAUACCAUCUUGUGAAGAUGAUGGGGGUUAUAAGUCUAUGCAAUGCCAGGAAGGGGGACAGUGUUGGUGCGUGGAUUCCACGGGGCGGGAAAUUGCUGGAUCACGGACUGUGGGAGAAACAGCAAAGUGUGAUAAUUUUGAAGACUGUACAACCAGAAGAAGACAAUCACUCUCCACCUUGUUUUAUGGAACAAUAGGCCACUUUAGUCAACAGAGUUUGUACUUCACUCAAGAAGAGGAGUCAGGGACAAAGAUCAGCUCCAGAUUAUGUCCCUCCUACUUGGUGGAGGCAUUAAUGAAUACUGGACUCUUGGCUGGCCAAGAUAAAGGAUUUGAGGCUCAGGACUUUCUUGGUGAUGCAAUCCUUGGUCUCUUCACUUCUAAAACACAAGUAAAAUUUGCUCUACAAUUCGCUUCUAACCCCAUGAAAUUUCAACAAACCCUUUUUGGGGAAUUUUUAAAAAAUUUGGGUUCAUUUAAUUUCACUGGUGCAGUUGGUACUAAUAGCAAAUUCAGUUUUAGUGAAUUUUUUCAACAAAUUGGCCUAACAGGAACGUACAGUGGAGGAAACUUCAAAGAACUUGCAAAUUAUUUUCCUCUGAAGAAGAUUCUUACUGACCAAAGAUUCAUUAAACUCAUCAAACCAGAAUUCAACCUCAACCAAUCAAUACAAUCCAGUUUUGGGCAUACAGUUAAUCUACGAGAAAACCGCAACCGUGUUGAAUAUCUUGAGUCGCUCUUGCAACGUAAGGAAUUUUCAACAUUUCUCAGAGAUGUGGUUUCCAUUCCACCCUAUGUUGCGGAAGACAUUUUUAAAGCUGUGAAGAUACUGAUUGAUUCUGAAGCCUGUGAGAAUAGACCAGGGACGUUUGUCCCAAGAUGUACCAAGGAUGGCCGAUAUGAGGAAAUCCAGUGCAGUAUGUCUGAAUGUUGGUGUGUUAAUGAACAAGGUCGGGAAAUUCAAGGAACAAGGACACAAGAUCAACAACCAAGAUGCUCUUCAAAGUGUUUGAGGGAGCGGGAAGACUCAAAUAGCUUCCAGAGGAGCCAAUCUGCUGGGUCGGAUGUGUAUAUCCCGGUUUGUGACCAGAAAGGAAAUUAUUUGACUGUUCAGUGUGCUGGCAGACAUUGCUUUUGUGUUGACCUGGAGGGCAAGAAUAUUCCGGGAACUCAAAAAUUAUCUGGAGAAAAUAUUCAAUGUCCAAGUUCCUGUCAACUGGCUGCCAGCAAUGCCUUUCUACAGGCCACAAGGUCAUGGUUAUCUGUGCCCACCCCACCACUGGAUCCUUUACAAGUUUACAUCCCCCAGUGCUCCCCUGAAGGAGAAUGGAGAACAAUUCAAUGCAGCGGCCCAACGGAGCAAGCCUUUGAAUUAUACGAGAGGUGGACAAACCAGACUGGAACUGUCUCAUUCUUGGAAACUCUUAAAGUCCUACUGAAGUAUAAGGAGUCUUCUUCUCAAAGGUUUUCUGAUUUUGUGCAGAAUCUUUAUGACAAGGGGUACCAGAAUGUUUUCCCUGCUUUCUCCAGAUUUUCUCACUUUAAUGACGUUCCACAGGAGAUCUUGGAAGGAAACUUGACUAUUUCAUCAUCCGAUAAUAUCCUGCUGAACCCUUAUAUUUUCUGGAGACUAAUCAGUGGCAGUCUUUCCUACUAUCCAGGGUCAUAUAGUGAUUUUUCCACACCCCUUGGACACCUGGACACGCGUAGCUGUUGGUGUGUGAAUAUGGAUGGAGAAAAACUUGAAGGAACUGAUGCACCACCCAAUAAGUUUCCAAAAUGUCCUGGGUCUUGUGAAUUAGCUAAAAUGAAGACCUCACAAUUCCUAGAAGACGCCAGGAGCAUUAUUGCUGCAUCAAAUUCUUCCCACUUUCCUUUGGCCUACAGCUUCCUAGUGGCCAGUGGACUCCGGCUGUCCGAGAGGGAUUUGCUGUACACACCGGAUCAGAAAUCUGCAAUUGUGGUAUCUGAGAAGUUCUUGAGUAAAGACGCUUAUGGGCUGAAGCUUGCUGCCUAUUCCACUCUGCAGUUUUUCUGGCAAAGUGGAGCAAAUUCUAGAGAAACCACUGAGUUGUCCUACAUCCCAUACAGCCCUCAGUGUGACGGACUUGGAAACUGGAACCCAGUCCAGUUCUAUCAAGGUUCAGGUCAUUACUGGUGUGUUGAUGAUGAAGGAAGCUACAUUCCUGGUUCCCUUGUGACAAGAACCUCUGGUCCUCCACAGUGCCACACUUCCUGCCAACAAGCUAAGGUGAACUCUCUGGUCUCCAACUGGAUGUCUAUGAAAUCUGCUGCUAUCAAGACCAUCACUUCUAGUCAAUUUAUACCACUCUGUACCGAGGUAAUCUACCAUGAUCCAGGGCAACUAUUCUUUGCUGAAAUGAGUAAUUAUAUCCAAAGCCAAAACUGUGCAGGUGACUUAGAGAUUUCUCAUCAAACUGGAAGUUAUAUGGUGACCAUGGAUAUGUCCUUUAGGAGGGUGAGCUGUAGCCUGCAGUGGCUUGCUGUGCCUAACAUGAAGCACUCUAUUUCCAAGCUCUAUAUUUGUCUUGAGCCGCAGGUCACCUGUAUUACCAAAAAGAAGAAAUGGGCUCUCCAGUUAUACAAGGGCAUACAAACCAUAGAGGCAGAGCAUGCAGCUGCAAUGAGACCCUUUUCAAUAGAGGAGGCCGCAGCCAUGUCCGGGCAAUAUGCUACUUUGCAAAAAUCAGAGACCGAAUCCUGGUGCGUGCAUCCGAUAAGCGGCAAAGUUGUCUUACAAGACAUCGAUAGUUUCGAGAACAUCACAUGUCCUGGUCUUUGCGCCAUCCGUAAAUCUGAAGAUAGGGUUCUGGGUGAGCAGAUUAUUCCCUCGUGUGAUGAAAAUGGAAACCCCACCCGGGAGCAGUGCAAUCAGGAGAGAAAUCAGUGUGUCUGUGUCUUCAUACAUGGUGAAGAGGCUGCAGGAACACAAGUGACCAUGUCCGAAAAGUCAGGACCUAGCUGUCAAGCUCCGCAGUGUCCUUUUCCAUUUGAUGCCCAGGAUAUCAAGCACGGAUCUGUCUUCUGCCAGGAGGACUUGGAGUCAGGGGAGAAGUCACAGAGAUGUCGUGUUGUGUGUCACAAGGGCUACAACAAUAUGUUCCCCAGUAGUGUAUUCACCUGUGACCCAAAAACUCAACGAUGGACCCCAGAGCCUCCUCAUGUCCAGGCCUGUCAAAGGCUGGAGUUCUUCCAGACGGUCCAAACUCAGGCCUGGUUCCAGCUCAUGCUGCCUCCUGGUAAAAUGUGCAUGGGUGACUACGCCGGGGUACUACAAAGCUUUCAAUCUUUUAUAUUGGAUGAUCUGAAAUCACGAGGAUUGUGUGAAAUUCAGAUACAAAGCUUUGAGAGUGACGGAGAAGGACGUCUAUCCUUAUGUGAUGACUCCACGGUCCAUGUUGAAUGUUUGUCCUCAAACCGACUAGGAGUAAAUGUAACAUGGACGGCUCAGCUACAACAAAUUCCAGUGUCCUAUCUGCCUAGCUUACAUGACAUUGAAUCGGCCCUUGCUGACGAGGACUUGGUUGGGCGCCUCUUAUCUCUUGUCAGACGUGGCGACUACUCCCUGAAUUUGGAUUCCAAGCUGUUUGAGGCAGAUAAGUCAGAUUUCCUCCCAGAAGACGCCUUCUUGCGGGUCACACUCCAAUGUGCUGACGGCUUCCAGAAAGUUCUGAAUUCCAGGACAGAGGAUAUCAGGGAUGUGGGAGGCUGCGGGACCUGUCCACCUGGAAGUUACUAUGUGGACGGGCAGUGCACACCUUGCCCUGUGGGAUUGUAUCAAGAAAAAGCUGGGGCAAGUGGAUGCCAGCAGUGCCCACUGGGCACCUCCUCCCUCUACUCUGGAGCCUAUAGCCGCAGCCACUGUGUCACCAGUUGCCGGAGGAACGAGCGAGGUCUACGGUGUGAUUAUCGGGGACAGUUCCUCCCGUCCCAGCGAGAUACUGCAACAAACAAGUAUUUCUGUGUUGACAACUCUGGUGGGAAACUGACGUGGACGGAAACUGACAUGGAUCUCACCGAUGAUCAGUGCUUGUUGUUGCAGAGAUUUGAACUGGUCCCAGUGGGCAAUCUGAUGGUCAGUAAUGAGGAUUCUGGAACAAAUCAGUCCAGUCAAGUAAAGGAGAAGCGGGGACGACUGGUCGACUGCAUUGCUGAUUGUUCUGAGGAUGAAGAUUGCGACUACCUGGCAGUAUCUACAAAUGGGAGUGGAGUGAUAUGUCAGCUGUACUCCGGGGAAGGAUCCGACAUCAUGUGCACCACAGAUAAUCCCACUCCUGGUGCCCUGGGUAACUCUGCAUCCACCACCAUGGACGGCCUCCGCUGCCAGUAUAAAAUAAAACUGAUGACAGUAGACAGUGUUGCCGUAUACCGGAAACGGGGACAAGAGUUUGGUGAUCACGGAGGCUUUACCCGCACUGACUUCGCUAAUGCCUUCUCUGGAGUGUACAGUGCAAUGCUUUUCCCAUCCAGUGGUGGCGCCAGUUUCACGGAUGGAUAUUUCAUGUGUCGCCAGACGUGCGCUCAGGACUCCUGCUGUGAUGGCUUCAUACUUAGCCGGGUCAUAUUAAAUCAAGGCACCACAAUCUGUGCUCUGCUCGGCUCUCCCGACUCCCUGCUGUGUGCUGUAAAUGACUGGAGUAAGACCUCCCGACUGGGUGGAGAUGGGAUCUGCAGAGGAGUCAAAUCCAAUCCGGAGCAGAAGAAAUUCUCUUUCUUCUUAGGAGGACAGGAGUUCUCUGGCAGUUACUCACUGUUAUCUCAGAGCAUCGGGAUGGCAGAUUACUCCACAGGACUGAGUCAGGAGAUGAAGGCAGACAUUCAGGAUCUCUUCUUUGCCUUUCAGCGGGUUUUCCUACGUAAAGAGAAGACACGGGCUGAACAUUUCUGGAUGUCCACAGGUAGAGACCAGGAGCAAUGCUACCAGCUUUUCAGAAGUCCUGGAGACAUGGGUCCAGGAGGAUUAAAGACUGAGGACGUCGCUAUUAACAAAGACAUUACAGGGUCAAAUAUAGAAUACUGGAUUUCUAAAAGAUUAUACUCAUCUGACCGAGCCUUGUCCUGGUGUCUGACACGUUGUCUUGAAGAAGAGUCUUGGUGUCGUCUUGCAGAUUUACGAGACAGGCCACUGGAAUACUUUUCAUGUCUCCUUUACCCGGACAUGUGGAAUUGUAAUAAUCUCACUGACCGAGCUGCAGAUCAUUGCGCCAUUGCUCUGAGCGAGAAGCCGCAGUCCCUGCAUCACAGGAGAGAGACCCUUGGUGACAAGGUGAAGCAUUUCUACAGUCUCGUCCCAUACCGGACCCUGAGCGAGGUAUCUGUGAGGAACAGGAUAACAGUGACCGGGACAAGUGUAUCCAAGGGAUUUUUCCAGUGUGAGCUGCACUGUGAUGCGGAUCCGUGUUAAGGAUUUGGAUAUGUUCAACAAACUGCCCAUGGUCCAUAGACACAAUGGAUUUGUUUGCUGGUGUCCAGUUUGGGAAUACAGUCCUGCGCGGAAGCGGACGGUGACUCUUGGCGCGUUUCCAACUGCAGUCUACCAAACAACGGGAUAGAAGCAUUGCCAUUUGGCUGGUACCAGAAGCCAGGUGACCAGAGCACAAUUUCCCCCACUCUGUGCCCAUCUGCUAAUAUCCUUCCCACUGCAGAACCAGAAGCCCGCCUGGACAGAUGGAUCGCUCUGGACGUCUCGUCUGUAUCCCUCGAUCCUUCCCUCACCGAUUUUGACACUGUUCAGAUUGACCUGAAUUCAGGGAUGACGCUCCCUUCCGCCCGGAGCUAUUGUCUGUCAGCAUGUGACCGUGUCGCGUCCUGCGUCACCACGACCGUCAGCGUUCAGCAAAAAUACGUAAAAUGCACAUUUUACCCAGAGACACAGACCUGCCUUUAUAAUCUGAGAGGGGCUCAGUGCCAGCUUCUGGUCCGAGAACCAGCGUCCGCCAUCUACAGCAAGAAAGGUACCGGCGGCAUUGUGGGCAAACCUGGAUCCAUUUUCAUCGGUUCUGAUAUGAAGCAUGUGAACCAGUUCCUGGGCAUUCCUUAUGCUGCGCCACCCACCAGUGAGAACCGUUUCCGCCCCCCUCAGCCGUAUACCUGGACCGGCACAUGGAAUGCCACCUUCAUCAGGCCCAGCUGUCUACAACCCGGGGACGGGAAGGCUCAGUAUUCGUCUGUUAGUGAGGACUGCUUGUACCUAAACCUGUUCAUUCCGCAAAAUUAUAGAACAAUCUCCCCCGUUCUGCUGUAUUUCCACAACAGUCCCAAGGACUACGCUGAAAACGGGCAGACGUUUGUCGAUGGCUCUUACCUGGCAGCCAUAGGGGACAUCAUCGUGGUCACUGCAAGCUACAGAGUUGGCGUCUUUGGUUUCUUAAGCUCGGGUAACACUAUGCCCAAUGGGAACUGGGGUCUUCUCGAUCAGUCUGCAGCCCUGAAAUGGAUCCAGGAAAAUAUUGCUUACUUUGGAGGUGACCCAGAGCAGAUCAGUAUUAUCGCUGACCGGGCAGGCGCUGACCUCGCCAGCAUUCACUUAUUGUUACCAGAGGCAACACCUAUUAAAAGAGCUGCCCUCAUGGUGGCACCUGUAGAGAAGGGACAGCUCAUUGCAGGUUUGGACUGCUCAUGGGAAAGCGAAGGAGGGGGCCUGAGAUGGGCCAAUGCUGUGAGCUCAGGGUCUGUGAUGAUGAGAGUUGGCAUCUUUGCUCGAAUAGAGAAGUUGGUCAGUCGCGGUUUGCGGAAGUUUCCAUCCAUCAGCGUUCACAAACGGAAACCGCCAGAUUUGCAGAUAAGAGGGCAAUGUUCGAGGAGUGGUUCAGUUCUGACUGGGGGCUCUGCCUUUUCUCCAAUGUUACCGGUGAGUGAGAAAAGAGCUCGACAACAAGUUCAAUCUUUGGCGGUGGAAGUGGGAUGUCCAUUUGCUGGUGGUGAAGAGACCUUGUCCUGUCUACGCAAAGUAGAUGCCAACAUCCUGAACGCAGCACAAACCAAGCUUCUCGCUGUACAAGGACCAUUUCAGACUUGGGGACCAGUAGUUGAUGGUGUUUACCUCCGGGAUACAUUGUCAAACUUACUACAGCAGAUUACUACCCAACAUGUAGACCUGCUUAUUGGAAGCUCUGAGCAUGAUGGAUUGGUCAGCAGAUCUAUGGCAAUUAAGAGGUUUGAAGAAGCUGAAGGAAGAGGUGAGAGCAAGAUGGCGUUUUACCAGGCGCUCCAAAAUUCAUUAGGAGGAGAGGACAUGAACCCGCUGGUCCAGGGGGCCGCAGUGUGGUACUACUCUCUCCAGCAUUCCUCCGAUGAAUAUGCCAUCUUUUCCAGAGCCCUGGAGAACUCUACACGAGACCAUUUUAUAGCUUGUCCAGUAGUGAAGAUGGCGAAAUACUGGUCUGAGAAUGGGAAAGGCCAUGUAUAUAUGUAUUAUCUUCCUGAGACCUACUCCCAAGGCAGUCUGUGUCUUGUGCAGAAUAUCAUGUACGCUUUUGGAAUUCCUUACUCAAACUAUAGAAGUCAGUUUUCUCCGGAAGAACAGAAUCUUUCCUUACAGAUUAUGCAAUACUUGGCCAACUUUGUGAGAACAGGAGUCCAUUACACAACGUUACAUAUAAUUGUUUCUUCUUUCGGAGAUGUUUAUAUUAAAACGCUACAUUUAGAUAUUUUUUUUCUUCCAGAAACCCCAAUUUUCUUACAAUUUUUCAAGAAAAAGGAACAUGGCUUUACCGUCAUGGCCGGAGCACCGGUGCACGGAGGUGGAGGCAGAUAUAAAGAAUUUACAGCACUCUUACCAAACCACCAAGGGCUGAAAAAAGCCGAGUGUUCAUUCUGGAAUCAGCUCAUCCCAGUCCUGAAGUCACCUGCAAGUUUACAGUCUGGAACCAGGAUCGGCAAAAAUAGCACAGAAAGUGGAUUACCAUCUGCAGUGACAGAAGCCGGCCGGAAAGUAGACCAAGGCUCUUACGCCUGAUAGACGUGACGUGAUCCCGCGUCCUAU
Bufo bufo (common toad) is the source of this 8889-nucleotide messenger RNA. It is a transcript of the gene TG, whose product is annotated as thyroglobulin. The record is from RefSeq and is a predicted model, not a curated record. NCBI's taxonomy places the organism in Eukaryota, Metazoa, Chordata, Amphibia, Anura, Bufonidae. Gene Ontology annotation, biological process: thyroid hormone generation.